GGGCGGACGUCCACGCCCAGAAGCGAAGGCUGGGAGUGGGGAUCGGGACGGGAGGGCGGGCGCGGAGCAGGAGGGGACGCGACCCCGCUGCCCCCUCCCCCGAGGGACCGGACGGAAGAAGCCAGGCGAGGGGGGCGGUGUGAGCGGGCGCGGAGGGCAGCACCAUCUGGAGGGGCGGGACCGCGUGGCCUCUGGGGGGCAGGCGAGUGCGUUGGGCAGUGCCAGCUGGGGGCCCUAGGCCAGGGGCGCAGGAGGAGCGGGGCGGACUCAGCCCCGCGCUGCCGGAGCAGCAACCGCAGCGGGUCGGGGUUCUCAGCUGGGGCCCGCAGCAGCUCCGCGGGCUGAAGCUCGGCGUGGAGGAGCAGGGGGGCGUGGGUCCGGCGGUGCAGGAGGAGGGGGAGGUGGGCCCGGGGGUGCAAGAGCGGGGCGGUCGCGGCCACGAGCCCAGCCUGGGGGUAGUGUGGGGGCCGCCGGACGGAGCGGACUGGAGGCAUCCGCCGUCGUGGACGGGCUCUGCGGGCUGGCCUGUGGUGCAGGAGGAGGGGCUAGGGCCCCGCAAGCAGCACCAGGAGAAGGGGGGAGCCAGCCCUGCAGUGCAGGAGCGGGGAGAGGCCCUCGCCGGGGUGCAGGAGCGGGGGGAGGGGAGCCCACGCAGGCUGCUGCAGCACCCCGAGCAACUGUCUGAGUUCGGAGACCGCUCCUGGGAGCGCAGAGAGGAGCCCGAAAGUUCUGGGGAGCAGUACUGGGAGAGCUGCGGGCACAGAAGGGAGGCGGUGGUUCUGGGAGAGGCCCCGGCACGUCGCAAGAGACUCGAGGUAGUGGGGAGGGCCCGGCCAGUGGGGCCCCGGGGGCCUGAGGGGGAGGGGCGCCUAGGGGUGCAGGAAGCGAAUUGGCUGCCUGGGGUGCAGGAAGGACAGGUGGUGCGCGCUGUCCAGGAAACAUACCUGGACGGGAAGGGGUCUCCGGAGGGAGAGGGGCCCCCUGAGGGACACAGAAUCCGGAGGCGCAGGCGGAGGAGGAGGUGGUAACCCCCAGGUCGGCUGCUCAGUAUCAGGAUUAGGGCAGGGCCGAGGUGAAAGCAGGAUGUAGGGGUUUGGGGAGUGGGGAGCAGAAGAGCGUCGUGAACCUGGGAGCUUUGGAAACCACUGUCCGAAAGCAAGCGUCUUGCUGGAUCCUUUUUUGCAACCUCAGCCGGAACAUCCAAAGCUGUGUCUGCAGAGAGGCAGCAGAAGGCCUCAGAACCUGAAAUUCAGGAGCAGAGACCACUGCCCACCCACCCCCCACCCCCUACGUCCUGGGCCAGAGCCCUGGUGACCCCAUCGGGGGUCCAGCUCCGUGGAGAUGCCAGCAGCUCGUCGGUUCCCUGGCCUCGAGCUCUCCUUCCCUCUUCUGGCCAGACUUCGGCGGAGACUCUACACAAGGCUGGGGAGCAGCAGCAUGCAGCCAGAGGAGGGCACAGGCUGGUUGCUGGAUCUGCUGUCCGAGGUGCAGCUGCAGCAGUAUUUCCUGCGGCUCCGUGACGACCUCAACGUUACCCGCCUGUCCCACUUCGAGUAUGUCAAGAAUGAGGACCUGGAGAAGAUUGGCAUGGGCCGGCCUGGCCAGCGGCGACUGUGGGAGGCUGUGAAGAGGAGGAAGGCCAUGUGCAAACGCAAGUCAUGGAUGAGCAAGGGUUCCAUCUGGCCCCUGGCUGCCUUCAAACAGAUGUUCAGUGGAAAGCGGCUGGAGGCUGAGUUCCCCCCUCAUCACUCUCAGAGCACCUUCCGGAAGACCUCGCCUACCCCUGGGGGCCCAGCAGGGGAGGGGUCCCUGCAGAGCCUUACCUGCCUCAUUGGGGAGAAGGACUUGAAUCUCUUCGAGAAGCUGGGAGAUGGCUCCUUUGGUGUGGUGCGCAGGGGCGAGUGGGACGCCCCCUCGGGGAAGACGUUGAGUGUUGCUGUGAAGUGCCUGAAGCCCGAUGUACUGAGCCAGCCAGAGGCCAUGGACGACUUCAUCCGGGAGGUCAACGCCAUGCACUCGCUCGACCACCGAAACCUCAUUCGCCUCUAUGGUGUGGUGCUCACGCCGCCCAUGAAGAUGGUGACAGAGCUGGCGCCUCUGGGAUCAUUGUUGGACCGGCUGCGCAAGCACCAGGGCCACUUCCUUCUGGGUACUCUGAGCCGCUAUGCUGUGCAGGUGGCUGAGGGCAUGGGCUACCUGGAGUCCAAGCGCUUUAUUCACCGUGACCUGGCCGCCCGCAAUCUGUUGUUGGCCACCCGUGACCUGGUCAAGAUCGGGGACUUCGGGCUGAUGCGAGCUCUGCCCCAGAAUGACGACCACUACGUCAUGCAGGAGCAUCGCAAGGUGCCCUUUGCCUGGUGUGCCCCUGAGAGCCUGAAGACUCGCACAUUUUCCCAUGCCAGCGACACCUGGAUGUUCGGGGUGACGCUAUGGGAGAUGUUUACCUAUGGCCAGGAGCCCUGGAUUGGCCUCAAUGGCAGUCAGAUCCUGCAUAAGAUUGACAAGGAGGGAGAGCGUCUGCCCCGGCCCGAGGACUGCCCCCAGGACAUCUACAAUGUCAUGGUCCAGUGCUGGGCUCAUAAGCCAGAGGACAGACCCACGUUUGUGGCCCUGCGGGACUUCCUGCUGGAGGCCCAGCCCACUGACAUGCGGGCCCUUCAGGACUUUGAGGAACCAGACAAGCUGCACAUCCAGAUGAACGAUGUCAUCACUGUCAUCGAGGGGAGGGCUGAGAAUUACUGGUGGCGAGGGCAGAACACACGGACGCUGUGUGUGGGGCCCUUCCCUCGAAACGUGGUGACCUCCGUGGCUGGCCUGUCGGCCCAGGACAUCAGCCAGCCCCUGCAGAAUAGCUUCAUCCACACGGGACAUGGCGACAGCGACCCCCGCCACUGCUGGGGCUUCCCCGACAAGAUCGACGAGCUGUAUCUGGGAAAUCCCAUGGACCCUCCUGACCUGCUGAGCGUGGAACUGAGCACCUCCAGACCCACCCAGCAUCUGGGCAGGGUGAAAAGGGAGCCUCCACCUCGCCCUCCGCAGCCUGUCAUCUUCACUCAGAAACCAACCUAUGACCCUGUGAGUGAGGACCAAGACCCCCUGUCCAGCGACUUAAAGAGGCUGGGCCUGCGGAAGCCAGGACUGCCCCGAGGCCUGUGGCUAGCGAAGCCCUCGGCCCGGGUGCCAGGCACCAAGGCAGGCCACGGUGGCGGUGAAGUCACACUCAUCGACUUUGGUGAGGAGCCCGUGGUCCCAGCCCCUCAGCCUUGUGCGCCCUCACUGGCACAGCUGGCCAUGGAUGCCUGCUCCUUGCUGGACAAGACCCCGCCGCAGAGUCCCACGCGGGCACUGCCCCGGCCCCUGCAUCCCACGCCUGUGGUGGACUGGGAUGCACGCCCGCUGCCCCCGCCUCCUGCCUAUGAUGAUGUGGCCCAAGAUGAGGAUGACUUUGAGGUCUGCUCCAUCAACAGCACCCUGGUGGGUGCAGGGGUCUCUGCUGGGCUCAGCCAGGGCGAGACCAAUUAUGCCUUUGUGCCUGAGCCGGCGCGGCUCCUCCCUCCGCUGGAGGACAACCUGUUCCUCCCACCUCAGGGUGGGGGCAAGCCGCCCAACUCAGCCGAGACCACAGAGAUCUUCCAGGCGCUGCAGCAGGAGUGCAUGCGGCAGCUGCAGGUCCCGGCCGGCUCUCUGGUCCCCUCGCCCAGCCCUGGGGGUGACGACAAGCCCCAGGUUCCACCCCGGGUGCCCAUCCCCCCAAGGCCCACACGCCCACGUGGUGAGCUGUCUCCAGCCCCUUCGGGAGAGGAGGAAGCAGGGCGCUGGCCUGGGCCUGCCUCCCCUCCCCGGGUGCCUCCCCGGGAGCCCCUGUCCCCUCAAGGCUCGAGGACCCCCAGCCCCCUCGUGCCACCCGGCAGCUCCCCACUGCCACCUCGGCUGUCCAGCUCACCUGGGAAGACCAUGCCCACCACCCAAAGCUUCGCCUCAGACCCCAAGUAUGCCACACCCCAGGUGAUCCAGGCACCUGGCUCCCGGGCUGGCCCCUGCAUCUUACCCAUCGUCCGAGAUGGCAAAAAGAUCAGCAGCACCCACUACUACCUGCUGCCUGAGCGCCCGCCCUACCUGGAGCGCUACCAGCGCUUCCUGCGUGAGGCCCAGAGCCCUGAAGAGCCGGCCCCUGUGCCUGUGCCCCUGCUGCUACCCCCACCCAGCACCCCGGCCCCUGCUGCCCCCACUGCCACCGUUCGACCAAUGCCCCAGGCUGCCCCAGACCCCAAGGCCAACUUCUCCACCAACAACAGCAACCCAGGGGCCCGGCCACCAACCCUGAGGGCCACUGCUCGGCUGCUGCAGAGGGGCUGCCCUGGGGACGGGACAGAGGCUGGACGGCCAGCAGACAAGAUCCAGAUGCUGCAGGCCAUGGUGCAUGGGGUGACCACAGAGGAGUGCCAGGCGGCCCUGCAGAGCCACGGCUGGAGCGUGCAGAGGGCUGCCCAGUAUCUGAAGGUGGAGCAGCUCUUUGGGUUAGGUCUGCGGCCACGAGGCGAGUGCCACAAAGUUCUGGAGAUGUUCGACUGGAACCUGGAGCAGGCUGGCUGCCACCUUCUGGGCUCCUGCGGCCCCGCCCACCACAAGCGCUGAGAUGUCUGGAGAGCCAGAGGGUCUGCCCUGAAAGAACCACUUGAGCCUGUCCAGCUGACAAGGGCAGGGAGACGCCCUGCCCAGGCCUGGAGGGCCUGCUGCGCCCGCUGUUCCCAGUGGCAGAGUGAGGCUUAGGCAGCAGGAGGCUGGGAGCACCGCCUCGCCUGUCCCUCCCUCACCCCGUGCUGUCCCUGCAACUUCGGAGCUCUCAUCCCUCAGCCGAGGUGCAGGAAGGAGCCUCUUGAAGGAGGCCUGGGGGUGGCCUCAGCAGGCCCCGCAGCUGACCUGCUUCUGGCUCCAGUCCCUGGUAGGGCCUGUGGCUGGAGUGUGUACCCAGGCCCUGUCGGUGGGGAAGUGAGGCUUGACCCAGGCGAGGAGGGUGUGUUGGCCACACAGAAAGGUGCACCAGCACCAUGGGGGCUGGGCCCUUUAUUAGGGAGCCCCUGGCAGGCAGUUGGGGUGUCAGAAAGGAUGUGACUUACAGCCUCACCAUGGACAUGUUGUAGGACUUGGCCGGUCUUAGGAUCUUGUGCCUGGAAAUAGCCUGAUGUGGCUUGUGUAGCAGAGCAAGGGUGCCAGAUCGUUCUCUGGCAGGGACCAGGGCCCAAGGCCCCAGGGUUGGAAGGAGACCAAGGGGGCAGCUGCCCUGGAGGGACACCAGUGCGUCCUCUUUGACCCAGCUCUUCCCCUGUGCUGUUCCAUGUCUUCCCACCAGCCUCUGUCGCCAAAGUUGCUGCCCCAGCUAUGAAUAUUUGCUUCUUCCAGAGAAAUAAAGUUAGUUUCUAUUUUAUGUUA
Molecule: messenger RNA, 5430 nt
Organism: Camelus dromedarius (Arabian camel)
Lineage: Eukaryota; Metazoa; Chordata; Mammalia; Artiodactyla; Camelidae
Gene: TNK2
Product: tyrosine kinase non receptor 2
Exons: 17
Coding region: 1342-4635 (1097 amino acids)
Biological process (GO): negative regulation of epidermal growth factor receptor signaling pathway; regulation of keratinocyte differentiation; signal transduction
Molecular function (GO): protein binding; ATP binding; protein serine/threonine/tyrosine kinase activity
Source: RefSeq, a predicted model, not a curated record